This is a messenger RNA of Anoplophora glabripennis (Asian longhorned beetle), 741 nucleotides long. RefSeq lists its product as uncharacterized. The record is from RefSeq and is a predicted model, not a curated record. NCBI's taxonomy places the organism in Eukaryota, Metazoa, Arthropoda, Insecta, Coleoptera, Cerambycidae. Gene Ontology annotation, biological process: septate junction assembly. The coding region runs from base 130 to 714 and encodes 194 amino acids. The transcript is spliced from 2 exons.
UCGUUACCAUUCCAAAUAAAUAUUUCACUAAAUCCAAACAUCAGCGAAAUUUACACUCGAUUACAGACGUUUAGCACAGAUCACGUCAAUCUCACCGAGGCACGGGCGCAUAUUUCAGUCUCUUUACGGAUGAGCGAAAUGGUCGAGAAUGCCGGCGGCGACCCCAAGCAAGAGAUCCGCCGGACCCACGUUAUGGCCCUGAUGAGGUUUUUCAGUGUGGACUCCGACAUGAGCCUGCCGAAUACAGCCGCCACGCAGAUGCCCGAGAUGGUGACGCUCGCCCAUUUGCGGAACAGGCAGUUCGUCUUGAAGGUGGUGCAACUGAUAACCGGAUUCAUAUGCGUGGGCAUCUACACCGAGGGACUCAAGUUCCUCAGGGACUCCAUCAACUCCAUGAUGUACCCCAACAUCGUCUUCAGCAGCUUCAUCAUCAUCACUAGCGUCAUCUUACUCAGCUGUCUGUUGGGUUGCGCGAUGCCUGACGUCCUCACCAGGAUCUUCAACAUCCUGGGUAUGAUUCUUUACUUCUCGGCGUCCACCGUUAUCCUCUACGAGGCCCUGACGAAGAAGAUCAACGAGGAGUUGAACGAGGAGUUGGUUUUCCAAAGGAAGUUGCUGUUCGUCACGUCCGUGUUCAGUUAUUUCAACUCCGUGUUGUACGCGGUUGACGUGUAUUUCAGUAUUAAGAGAGCCAUCACUUUUGAGCCCAAAUAAACGACGUCUGUAUAAAGUCGUAACUGA